ACAGAGAACAAAACUACUGAAUGCAAUAAAAUGUUGACUGGAAAUGAGCUGAAAACUGAGAAGAAACCUGAAAAACACACAAGUUUCACCCUGACCUCAGAGUUUUACAGCUCAGUUCACUGUUGAUGCAAAGAGAAGAAGAACUGAAAGGAAUGGUGUUUAAACUCAGGUAAACUCACCUUGACAGGGGGCGGAGCCUCAGGUGAGUCAGUUACAGUCAGGUAUCAGAUCAGGACAAACAGGUUCUGACUCAUUUAGCAGCAGAACAGAACAAAGAGAAGACUCUGGAUCAGGGCUGACUGAAGUCCAGAAGAUGGAGGAUUGUGAUCUAAAGGAGGACAGAGCAGAACCUCCAGGAUCCAGCUGUCCGUCUAUGAGGAGUGACCGGUCCAGAGAUCACCCUCUAAACUUAAGUGCAGAACCUCCAGGAUCCAGCUGUCCGUCUAUGAGGAGUGACUGCUCCAGAGAAUACCCUCCAUUCUUCAGUGCAGAACCUGGACCCUCAGACUCAGAACCAGGACCUGGACUGCUGGCAGCCAAUCAGAGCAGCUGUGCUCCAGAUGUUGGUCUGCAGGAGAUUCAAGAGGAACAUAAGAUCAGUCUGAGGAGGAGAUGUGAACGUGUGACUGAAGGAAGUGAUGAACCAGGAAGUAGAACCCUCCUCAACAGGAUCUACACUGAUCUCUACAUCACAGAGGGACAGAGUGAAGAGGUUAAUACCCAACAUGAGGUGAAGCAGCUGGAGAGAGCUUCCAGGAUCCAGAACCUCCAUGACUCUCCAAUCAGGUGCCACGACAUCUUUAAAGCCUUACCUGACCAACAUGGAGCCAUCAGAGUGGUUCUGACCAACGGCGUCGCUGGUGUUGGAAAAACCUUCUCAGUGCAGAAGUUCACUCUGGACUGGGCCGAGGGCUUGGAGAACCAAGAUGUCCGUGUGGUGGUUCUGCUGUCGUUCAGGGAGCUGAACCUGAUCAGAGGUGAGCAGCACAGUCUUCUCACGCUGCUCCAUGUUUUCCAUCCAACCCUCCAGAAGCUCCCAGCAGAGCAGCUGGCUGCCCACAAACUUCUCUUCAUCUUUGACGGCCUGGAUGAAAGCAGACUUUAUCUGGACUUCAACCACAGUCGGCUUGUUUCUGACGUCACACAGAAGUCAUCAGUCGACGUUCUGCUGACAAACCUCAUCAAGGGGAACCUGCUUCCCUCGGCUCUGGUCUGGAUCACCUCCAGACCUGCAGCGGCCAAUCAGAUCCCUCCUUCAUGUGUUGACAGGGUAACAGAGGUACGAGGCUUCACCGACGCCCAGAAGGAGGAGUACUUCAGGAGGAGGUUCAGCGAUGAAGAGCUGUCCAGCAGAAUCAUCUCCCACAUCAAGACCUCCAGGAGCCUCCACAUCAUGUGUGGAAUCCCAGUCUUCUGCUGGAUCACUGCUACGGUUCUGGAGAACAUGUUGACCACAGAGCAGAGAGGAGAGCUGCCCAAGACCAUGACUGACAUGUACUCUCACUUCCUGCUGGUCCAGACCAGGAGGAAGAAGAACAAGUACCAUGGAGGACAUGGGAGGAGUCCACAGGAGCUGAUGGAGGCUGACAGGGAAGUCCUCCUGAAGCUGGGGAGGCUGGCGUUUGAACAUCUGGAGAAAGGAAACAUCAUGUUCUACCAAGAAGACCUGCAGCAGUGUGGUCUGGAUGUCACAGAGGCCUCGGUGUACUCAGGAAUUUGUACAGAGAUCUUCAAGAGAGAGAGCGUGAUCUUCCAGAAAGCAGUCUACUGCUUUGUUCAUCUUAGCAUUCAGGAGUUUCUGGCUGCAGUCUACAUGUUCCACUGCUUCACCAGCAGGAACACAGAGGUGGUGGAGAACUUCCUGGGACAACAAUACAGCAAAACAUCUCUGGAGGACUUCCUGAAGAGCAUCCUGGAGAAAUCAUUCAAAAGUAAAAAUGGCCGUCUGGACCUGUUUGUCCGCUUCCUUCAUGGCCUCUCUGUGGAGUCCAACCAGAGACUCUUAGGAGGCCUGCUGGGUCAGACAGAGAACAGUCCAGAAACCAUCCAGAAAGUCAUCAACAACCUGAAGGAGAUAACCACUGUUGAUAAAAUCUCUCCUGACAGAAGCAUCAACAUCUUCCACUGUCUGAUGGAGAUGAAGGACCUCUCAGUUUAUCAGGAGAUCCAACAGUUCCUGAAAUCAGAGAACAGAUCAGAGAAGCUCUCAGAGAUCCAGUGCUCAGCUCUGGCCUACAUGCUGCAGAUGUCAGAGGAGGUUCUGGAUGAGUUGGACCUGGAGAAGUACAACACAUCAGCAGCAGGACGACUGAGACUCAUUCCAGCUGUGAGGAACUGCAGAAAGGCUCGACUAGUGGGCUGUAGUCUCUCAUGGACUGACUGUGAAGUUGUGGCCUCAGCUCUGAACUCCAACCCCUCCCUGACUGAACUGGAAAUAGGUGAGAUCAGUGAUGGCGGGAGAACCAUUGGAGACUUUGAUGUGAAGUGUCUCUGUAAGAUCCUGGAGACUCCAGUCUGUAAAGUAAAGAAGCUGAGAUUGUGGGGCUGCAGGUUGUCAGAGAUCAGCUGUUCUUCUCUGGGCUCUGCUCUGAAGUCCAACCCCUCCCAUCUGACAGAACUGGACCUGAGCUGCAACGACCAGGAAGAUGCUGGAGUGAAGGAGCUGUGUGGUUUUCUCCAAACUCCCCUCUGCAAACUACAGAAACUGAGAUUGAUUUUCUGCAGGUUGUCAAAGAUCAGCUGUAAUUCUCUGGUAUCGGCUCUGAAGUCCAACCCGUCCCAUUUAAAAGAACUGGACCUGAGAGACAACAACCUGAAGGAGUCAGAUGUUCAGCAGCUGGAGGAUCUUGUAAAGAGUCCAGACUACAAACUGGAAACUCUGGAGUGGAGGUGAUGAUCUUUGUAGAUGAGAGAAGCUGAGCUGUCCUGAUGAUCCAGAGGUUGAAGCUGCAGCAGUUUGACUUUAAAGAGACUCUGACUGGAUCCUGAUGAUGAACUAGGGAGACUUUGAUCCUGUUUAUCUGAUCAUGUCUGUCAUUUAGUGUCUGAUAGUGUUUGUAGUAAUUUUACAAGUUUAAUCGAUCUUAAACACAAAAUAUUACAGUCAACCACCGGUCAGCAGUCAGAGUUCAAUUACAUAAAUUUAAUUUGGAUUCAAAUCAAAAGUUUUACAAAGAUCAUAAAGGUAUGGGGUGAAGACAUUAAGAUUAUGUGCCAACACUUUAAUCCUUAAUUUUUGGUAACCAUUAAAGUUCUUUACAAUUUCAAUGUAGCAGAUACUUACAGAUGCCUAUAAUAAUAAGCAUUCUUCAAUUAAAUUUAUUCAAUUAAAUUUUAUUUAUGUAGCACCA
Fundulus heteroclitus (mummichog) is the source of this 3350-nucleotide messenger RNA. RefSeq names its product NLR family CARD domain-containing protein 3-like. The record is from RefSeq and is a predicted model, not a curated record. NCBI's taxonomy places the organism in Eukaryota, Metazoa, Chordata, Actinopteri, Cyprinodontiformes, Fundulidae. The transcript has 8 exons. Gene Ontology annotation, molecular function: protein binding. The coding region runs from base 314 to 2893 and encodes 859 amino acids.